AUGGGGGCCUAUAAGUAUAUGCAGGAAAUAUGGCGCAAAAAGCAGUCGGAUGUAAUGAGGUACCUGCUUCGUAUCCGUUGUUGGCAGUAUAGGCAACUUACUGCAAUCCAUCGUGUCUCAAGGCCAACUCGGCCGGAAAAAGCACGAAGGUUGGGAUACAAAGCUAAGCAAGGAUUUAUUAUUUAUCGUGUACGAGUACGACGGGGUGGCCGUAAGAAGCACGUUGUGAAGGGUCAGACUUACGGCAAACCGAAAACUCAUGGUGUAAACGAGCUGAAAUUUGUUCGAAACAAGCAGGCCGUUGCUGAGGGACGUGUCGGUAGGCGAUGCGGUGGAUUAAGAGUUUUGAAUUCAUAUUGGGUAGGACAGGACUCAACGUACAAGUUCUAUGAAGUUAUAUUAAUAGACCCAGCUCAUAAGGCCAUUAGACGUAAUCCUGACCUGCAGUGGAUCACGAAGCCAGUCCAGAAGCACCGCGAGCUUCGUGGAUUGACGUCAGCAGGGAGGAAGAGCCGUGGGCUUGGGAAAGGUCAUCGCUACUCUGCAACUAUCGGUGGCUCGCGCAGGAAGUGUUGGCGCCGUCGUAACACACUUUCACUUCGUAGGAAGCGUUAA
This is a messenger RNA of Enterobius vermicularis (human pinworm), 615 nucleotides long. The record is from the annotation of a GenBank genome assembly. NCBI's taxonomy places the organism in Eukaryota, Metazoa, Nematoda, Chromadorea, Rhabditida, Oxyuridae.